Molecule: messenger RNA, 2269 nt
Organism: Megalobrama amblycephala (Wuchang bream)
Lineage: Eukaryota; Metazoa; Chordata; Actinopteri; Cypriniformes; Xenocyprididae
Gene: b3gnt9
Product: UDP-GlcNAc:betaGal beta-1,3-N-acetylglucosaminyltransferase 9
Exons: 3
Coding region: 480-1829 (449 amino acids)
Cellular component (GO): membrane
Molecular function (GO): hexosyltransferase activity
Source: RefSeq, a predicted model, not a curated record
GCUCCAGUUGCUGCGCUGGCAUCUGGCGCGCGAUAUAUCCAACAAGCUUCGAGCUGUGACGUGAUCAAGGAAAGGACUUUGAAAAUGUGCAAGAAAGCUUGCGCUUGUAACUAAUGUACAUUCUUACGAACAUAGCUGAUGUAAACAUAGUUUAUGUCUUUAAUAACGUAGCAGGGAGUUGGAAAAGUUUUUUCUGAAACAUGCACACGCAACAGUGGCGUGCAGCAGCUUUAAUAGUGGAAGCAGAUGUUUGGAUCUUCUUGCAGUGCUGUCUUGUCAUUGCUCUCCUGCUACGCCUGGAAGUAUGCAGUCCUGGCUGUAUAUGGAGCAUAACUUCGGUCAAGUAAUAUCCUGUGUCUCCUGUUGUUUGAUGACAUCCAGGAUGCCUGUGGUAAGAACAGAAAAGUCCAAACACUUUAGGAAGAAUAUGAGACUUCUGCUGAAUUUCAUGGGAAGAUAACAGUGAAAUCAGUCACACCAUGAGAAGGGUCCAUAUAAAGGGAGAUGUACUUUGCUCCCUGAUUCUACUGGUGCUACUCUUUCUGCUGUUAUAUGCACAUCAAAGAAUGACACCCGUAUGGGGGACAUUGCAUAUUGAACAGGGGUCCACCAGCUCAAGAACCCUCCUCGGUGGACCAUCAGACGGACUGGAAACAAAGCCGUUCCCUUCAAAAUCUCCAGACAUUCCUCUUUGCAAGCCUGAGGUUCAGAUCAAGCCUAAAGCACAAGGACCAUCAAAGGUCAAAUCUCAGAAAGGACGCAGCAAAGCAAAGUCUAAAUUUCACCGGCCCUCAACGACAGCAAGUCUGCUACCAACACAGGCUUCCUUUGACUUUUACGAUUACCUUCGAAAAAAAGACCAACGGGAAUUCAAGCUGCUAAUCGAUCAGCCUACAAAGUGUUCUGGACCAGAAGGAGCCCCCUACAUGCUGAUCGCCAUAAAAUCUGUAGCAACGGACUUCGACAAACGUCAAGUCGUUCGGCGUACAUGGGGCCGAGAAGGUGUGUUCCAGAAAGAUGUGAAUGUCAGGAGGGUUUUUCUUCUCGGUGUACCCCAAAAUAAAACAGCACUUCCAUUAUGGGACAAACUUUUGGGAUAUGAGAGCCACACUUUUCAUGACAUCCUCCUGUGGGACUUUGAAGACACAUUCUUCAACUUGACACUAAAAGAAAUCCACUUUCUACAGUGGAUCAAUGUGAGCUGUCCCAAAGUAAAGUUUAUUUUUAAGGGUGACACAGAUGUGUAUGUGAACAUCGACAAUAUCCUGGAGAUGCUUGAGGGUCAAAAGAUCGAUAAGGAUCUUUUUGUCGGCGACAUCAUUGUCCACGCGAAACCAAUUCGCAGACGCAACAGUAAGUACUUCAUCCCCGAGUUUAUUUACGGCCAGGGGAUUUAUCCAUCCUAUGCGGGCGGAGGCGGCUUUGUCAUGUCGGGACAUACCGCAUUGAAGCUCCACCUCGCCUGCAAAGAGGUGGAACUCUUCCCCAUUGAUGAUGUCUUUCUGGGCAUGUGUCUGCUGAGGAUUAACCUUCAGCCAACUCGCCACGAAGGCUUCCGCACCUUUGGAAUUGUGAGACCAUCUGCUGCACCCCACCUCCAGGUCUUCGACCCCUGCUUCUACAGAGAGCUGAUGGUGGUGCACAGCUUGACGGUCCCACAGAUCUGGCUCAUGUGGAACCUUCUGCAUGACCCUAAUCUUCAGUGUCAUAGCAGUCAGGAUCUGACAGGUUUUCCCUUUCAAUGGAGAGACAAGAUGGUGGCUAAGAACAAGGCAAAGGAGAAGCUUAGGAACAAUGACUAUGGGAUAAAAGUGUUUGUGGAGCAUUAACUCCUAGAAAAUGACUGUACUGUGAAAAUAAAACGACGAAAGUGAAUAUGAGGACAAACUAAAGCGAUGUCAGUCAAACCCAUAUGUAUGGGGACCCCCACAUGACAUGCGGAAGAAAAAAUAUAUAUCAUGACCAUAAGUUAAAGGGUUAGUUCACCCAAAAAAAUUACUAAAAUUUUGUCAUUAAUUACUCAGCCUCAUGUUGUUUCAAACUCAUAAGACUUUCGUUCAUCUUCGGAACACAAAUUAAGAUAUUUUUGAUGAAAUAUAAUCAAAGUGUCAGUUGUGAAGGCUGUGUAUGAAGGGACAGAAAUUGCUCAUAUUUCAUCAAAAAUAUCUUAAUUUGUGUUCUUAUGAGUUUGAAACAACAUGAGGGUGAGUAAUUAAAGUGUUAGUUCACCCCAAAAUGAAAAUAAUGUCAUUAAUUACUCACCCUCAUG